Molecule: messenger RNA, 1524 nt
Organism: Homarus americanus (American lobster)
Lineage: Eukaryota; Metazoa; Arthropoda; Malacostraca; Decapoda; Nephropidae
Gene: Ski6
Product: exosome complex component RRP41-like
Exons: 4
Coding region: 106-828 (240 amino acids)
Biological process (GO): poly(A)-dependent snoRNA 3'-end processing; nuclear mRNA surveillance; U4 snRNA 3'-end processing
Cellular component (GO): nucleolus; nuclear exosome (RNase complex); cytoplasmic exosome (RNase complex)
Source: RefSeq, a predicted model, not a curated record
GAGCGGUUAGACCACAACACAACAACGAGGAGACGGGACGGGUGUACACUACCAAUACAAGAAUCUUCAGUUGCUGACACUAAAAAUAUCCAUAAAUACAGUAUUAUGGAGGUUAUAUCACCAGAGGGCAUGCGUCAGGAUGGCAGAACACCACUUUGUCUGCGUACAAUCAGUUGCCGAAUGGGGCUGUAUGAGAGACCUAAUGGCAGUGCUUACAUUGAAAUGGGAAAUACAAAAGUUCUUGCUGCUGUUUAUGGACCCAGAGAGGUUCGGAGUGUCAGUAAGCAACAGCUGGAUGAGUGUGUUAUCCAGUGCCAGAUGAGUCGCAUUGCUGCUAGUCAAGGAGAAAGAGUGAAGCGUCCCAGAGACCAGAGAACCCGAGCAAUAGGUCAACAAAUUGCAGGUGUAUUUCAUGCAGCAAUACGAAAGAGCAAAUAUCCUGGCUCACAAAUUGACAUUUUUGUGCAGGUCUUACAAGCAGAUGGAGGUGUAAUGUCAGCUUGCAUCAAUGCCUCAACCUUAGCCCUCAUCCAUGCAGGUGUAGAAUUGGUAGACUACGUGGCAUCCUGCACCGCCUCAAUUAACAGACAAACUCCACUCCUUGAUGUAACAAACCAGGAAUCUAUGUCGGGUUGCGAGGUAACUGUCUCCAUCCUGCCAAACAAAGGUUCAAUAGUUUCUCUGGAUACAUCAAACACUGUUCAUCAGGAUCAAUUUGAAUCUGUGUUGGACCUUGCCAUGCUGGGAGCUCAACAGGUAUAUGAAGAGAUGCACAGGGAGGUUGAGAAUUACCUGGAAGAUAAACAUGCCAUAAUGUCUCAUAGGUAAACACUUUCGAGUGAAGAGAGAUCAGGCCCAAUCAGUAAACACCUUUUUAAUAUUUUAUGUUUGUCUUUGUAGUAUUUAGAACUUGUGUGAUUGUAUGGAAUAUAGUAUUGCAUCAUUACAAAUUCAUGCAGUGUCAUUAUUAUUUCAUAUUAUUUUAUAAUGAGUGACAGGAUAUUAAAGCUAAUUGUGACUAGAGUAAAUACAUAAAAGGAUUUGUGGUUCGACUCAUGUUUGGAUUUUUGACAACUUUUUUAUUACAGUAUUGUAUUGUAUAUAAGAGAUAGACAAGAAAUUCAAAGUUGAAAACCUCAAAACUGGCUGAUGAACUGACAAGGUUAAGUAUGGUAUACUGUUCUACACCACAUAAACAGUAAUACUACUAACUCCUCAUCCAGCAUCUUAGUCAGUUAAUAAUCUCACAACAUUUUUCACCCUUUCAUAUUAUAGUAUACAAGGAAAAGGCUUAUGUAACCCUAGUAUGGGGAAGGAUCUCAUAUGUAUGGAAUUCUUCUAUUAAACAGUACAGUAUAUUUUUUUGGGUACUGUAAGUAAUUCUGAAAAUAAAAUGCAAUGUUAAAUAAUAUAUAUUUGUUGAUGGAUUACCUCACAUUACCAGCCACUACUGAGUCAGGAUCUAAACCACAAUUGUGGUCACAUUAUUUUAUUGGUAAUUUUUAAUAAAGAAUUUUAUUCUUA